Closterium sp. NIES-65 is the source of this 1200-nucleotide messenger RNA. The record is from the annotation of a GenBank genome assembly. NCBI's taxonomy places the organism in Eukaryota, Viridiplantae, Streptophyta, Zygnematophyceae, Desmidiales, Closteriaceae.
AUGGGCGCGUUGCGCUCUGAGGCAACAGAAGGUGAGGGGUCAUUUGCCAUGCCACCAGAGGGAGUGCACGUGUGGGAUAUGGGGCGGCUACAGCUGCUAGUGGAUGCUGAGCUGAUAUGGGCGCACUGGGAGCAGAGGCAGCAGAAGGUGAGAAGGGUUGCUUGCUUGCCCUUAGCAUCAAUUGCCAUGCCAUUGGGGGAGUGUGCGUGUGGAGUAUGGGGAGGCUGCAACAGCUGGCACGCUCUGCAUGGCAUAAGCUCGCCUCCUCCCUCCAUGCACUCCCCUCAUCACCCUACUCUCUGGAAGGUCCUUCCUCCUCCACCCCUAACUGCACGCCUGGAUGCCCCUCUCUCCCACCUUUCUGUACCUCCUUCUUUGAUUCAUGCAGACUUUGCCUUCUCCUUACCGUUUAUCCCCUCCAGGCACACUACGCAUGGCAUCAGCUCGUCUCCUCCCCCCAUGCACCCCUGUGGUAACCCUUCUCUCCGGAAGGUCCUUCCUUCCUCCUCCACCCCUCCCUGCACGCCUGGCACACUGCGCAUAGCAUCAGCGCGUCUCCUCCCUCCGUGCACCCCUGCGGUAACUUUUCUCUCCGGAAGGUCCUUCCUCCUCCACCCCUCCCUUCACGACUGGAUGCCUCUCUCCUUCUCUCCCAUUUCUCUGCCUCCUUCCUCAAUUCCUGUGGACUUUGCCUCCCCUUUCCGCCCCCCGUUCCCCCUUAUCUGCACCAGGCACACUACGCGUAGCCUCAGCGCGCCUCCUCCCCCCGUGCACCCCUCUCAUCACCCUACUCUCUGGAAAGUCCUUCCUCCUCCACCCCUCCCUUCACGCCUGGAUGCCUCUCUCUCGCCCUCACCCCUCCUCGCGCCUCUCGUCCAAUUGGAGGCCGCCACCUGGCGCGUUUCGAGCUGGGAGCUUCCGAGGCAGGCACCUGGGGAAGAGGCGCAUGCCACAAGAGCCCACCUGGAAAACGCCCUGGCGGCCUGCCGUCUGUUGAAUUCACCUGACGAGUUCAGGAGGCUCCUGGCAGAAUACGUGCGUCUGCUCACCAAGGAGGGGGAUGAGGGUCGGCUGAGGGAGGUGUGCCAGGAGCUGCUAGGGCCUAUGGACGCUGGGGAACAUGCGGUUACCACAGGCGCGGGCGUGGUUACCGAUAACCACGCGGGCACGGUUAUUCAGCGCAAUGCUCAAGUUGAUGAG